AUGAGCACUAGAGGUACUCGUGGAAGGGGUACAAGAGGCCGCGGCGGAAGCCGUAGAGGUGCUCGAGCUGGGUCUUCGUCAUCUGGCUACAUGCCUAAUGUUGAGGUUAGAGAGACACUGACUUCACUUGCAAUUGAGGCUGGGCCUCAUGAUUGUGCAGCUGGGAAUGGCGUACUAUCCCAAGCUAUGUUACGGAUUUUUGAAGGGGUCGCUGGGCCCAAUACUGGUGUUGUGGGCCAUGGGUCGAUUAUGGAACGACUCUGGUCAAAUGGAGAUGAGAUUUUUAGUGAGAGGAUCAUGGACGAUCUCGACUACAGCCUUAAGCAAAAACUAAAGGGUGCAGUGUCACUGCUGCGAGAUGAGGCCUACCAGUGGUGGCUUACGGUUAAAGAGGGCACUCAUCCUGAUCGAUUGACCUUGGAAUUUUUCAAGACUACGCUCCAAAGUAAAUAUGUGGGUGCUAGCUAUAUGGACGCUCGGAGGAGAGAGUUUCUGAAUUUGACUCAGGGGGAUAGAUCAGUGACUAAAUAUGAGGCUAAAUUUUUGCGGUUAAGCCGCUAUGCGCGAGGGAUGGUAGCAACUGAGGACGAGCGGUGUGUUCGUUUCAAGGAUGGCCUCAGGGAUAGUCUUCGGGUUUUAAUAGCUCCACAGAGGGAGCGAGAUUUUUUUGUUUUGGUUGAUAAGGCGAAGAUCACCGAGGAGAUAAAGUGUGCUAAGCGUCAAAACCGUGAGAAGGAGAGAGGUAGGAACAACAGGGAUUCAGAGACCUCAAAUUCCUUUCUGAGGGCUAAAAAAAAGGCCAGAGUUGAUGGACCAAUCAGAGUUGGGGUCUCUGUUGCUACUACUGGAAUGUAG
Messenger RNA from Gossypium arboreum, 855 nucleotides. RefSeq lists its product as uncharacterized. The transcript has 2 exons. The coding region runs from base 1 to 855 and encodes 284 amino acids. The record is from RefSeq and is a predicted model, not a curated record. Lineage: Eukaryota; Viridiplantae; Streptophyta; Magnoliopsida; Malvales; Malvaceae.